Molecule: messenger RNA, 783 nt
Organism: Plasmodium yoelii
Lineage: Eukaryota; Apicomplexa; Aconoidasida; Haemosporida; Plasmodiidae
Product: PIR protein
Exons: 3
Coding region: 1-783 (260 amino acids)
Source: RefSeq, a predicted model, not a curated record
AUGAAUGUAAAUAUGUAUACAUUUUUGAAUGAUAGUCUUUUCAAAGAUUAUUGUGAUAAUAAAAAAUGUGUGACUGAUCUCGAUAAAAUUCAUGCUGUAUGUUUAUUUCUCUUUGAUAAUUUUUUUGGGGGGGUUGAUUCGUUCACGGUUAAUGCAAAAAGUAAUAUCAAUAUUGUUGAUUACAUUAUCAUAUGGUUAAGUUAUAUGUUAAGUUUAAAUAAAAAUAUGAAUUAUAAGAAUAUAUAUGAUUUUUAUGAAAAGAAUAUAAAGAAUAAUAAUAAGUAUACUGCGAGAAUAAGCGGUGUAAAUGAUUAUAACAGUUAUAAUGAUCUUAUAGAUAAAAAAAAGGAUUUGUUGAAUAUUAAUUUUGAAGAUAUGUCUAAAUUUUAUGAUGCAUUUAAUAAAUUGUGUACCAUUUAUGGUGGACUUGAUAUAAACUACUCAAAUUGCGAUAAUUGUUUAAAAAAAUCUAAAGAAUUUGCUAAAAAAUAUGAUGAUCUUAAUGAAAAUUAUAAUAAUACUAAAGACAGUCCAUAUGUUCAAUUAUUAUCUACAUUAUCAAAUGAUUAUGAUAAUUUUAAAAAUAUAUAUAAAAAUGCCAAAUCUAUAAAUUUUCCAAUCCUUCCAACAUAUUCACGAAGAUCAGUAAUAAAAAAAACAUUAAUGUCAAUUGGAUUUGUAUUUGUUGCAGCAUCAAUUUUAUUGGGAGUUUCUUAUAAGUAUUCAUUAUUUGGAUUUCGGAAACGAUCUAAAAAACAUUUAAGAGAAAAGCUAAAAAAAUAA